Messenger RNA from Neoarius graeffei (lesser salmon catfish), 2361 nucleotides. RefSeq names its product ankyrin repeat and SOCS box containing 2b (gene asb2b). Gene Ontology annotation, biological process: intracellular signal transduction. Bases 1 to 1776 code for a protein of 591 amino acids. The record is from RefSeq and is a predicted model, not a curated record. The transcript is spliced from 8 exons. NCBI's taxonomy places the organism in Eukaryota, Metazoa, Chordata, Actinopteri, Siluriformes, Ariidae. Gene Ontology annotation, molecular function: protein binding.
AUGACGCAGUUUAGUUAUGCAGAAUAUCUCUCAUUGUUCCGUUCCAGUGGAGUGAAGAGUCACUGGCUGGGUUUUGACAGCGGAGCGUGGUGCGAGGAUUCUGGUGACGUCACUGCAAGCCUAUCACAGGAACCCAUAAUGCUGGCAAUUAGGAGAGGUGAUGUGCAGACAGUCACUGAACUAGCAACUUCUAUAUCAUGCAUCCAGACCCAUAGUCCAGUGGAAGACUGGACAGCCCUACAUGAAGCAGCGUUUUAUGGACAAGCUGCAUGUGUAAAAGCUCUACUUAAAGAUAAGCGCACUCUCCAGGAACAGACUGCUCUUCUAAUUGCAACUGAUGGCAGGCACCUGGAGUGUGUGAAGUGUCUUCUGGAGGCAGGUGCAGACCCAGAUAUCAGCAAUAAACACAAAGAGACACCACUGUAUAAAGCUUGUGAAAAAGAGAGCAUUGACAUCGUGAGGGUGAUCCUAGCAUUUGGUGGUUCAGUAAACCAGCGCUGCCAACGUGGCUGGACAGCUCUCCAUGAAGCAGCAAGACGGGGGAGCACACAGCUCUGUGAGGUUCUACUUCAAGCUAGAGCUGCCAUUGAUGCCACCAAUGCUUACGGUAUCACUCCACUCAUAGAGGCAGCUCGGCAUGGCAGGACAAAUAUUGUGAACUACCUCAUUAGUAAAGGUGCUGGUGUGAACCUACAGUCAUGUGAUGGGACUACGGCUCUGAGUGAAGCCUGUAAACAUGGUCAUAGAGAGACAGUAAACUUUUUGCUCAGACACCAUGCAGAUGCCAAUAAAUGCUCCAAAACUGGACUUCUGCCUUUGCACACUGCUGCUCAGCAUGGCCAUGAAGAGAUUGUGUCCUUACUGCUGCCUGUCACUAGUCGUGCAAAGAUACGACAAAGUGGCAUCACCCCACUUCAUCUGGCAGCUGAGUUCAACCAGGAAAAUGUUGUCAACGUCUUGAUCAAGUCAGGCUGUGAUGUGAACACAAGGCUGUCUCACGAACGCUCAUCCAUGUUUCAUGACCGCCGCAGCACCGCUCUGUACUGUGCUGUCACAGCUGGUAAUGGAGGAGUUGUGGACUUAUUGCUCAAGGCUGGUGCAAACCCCAACUUGGACCCCCUGAGCCCCCUGCUAGUUGCACUGCGCCAGGGCUGUUUUAGGACUACAUCUUCACUGGUGGAACAUGGAGCAGAUGUUAAUGCUCGUGUACCAGCUCAUCCCACUGAUUUUCCAGGAGCGCUGUUAUAUACCCAUAGCUUGGGAAUUUUACAGUACCUGUUGAACAAUGGAUUUGAGGCACAGGAAUGUUUCAGGUGUGACCAUACAGACAGCAGGCAACCUUCUAGCCUCAGCAGAACGGAGAACACAGACCUGAGGACUCACUCAGCGACAGGAAAUGGAUUUCCAUCACAAACAACCUGUACAGAAUCAACAAUCAGAAAUCUACAGUUUUGUGAGUGGAUUUCCUCUGUGAGUCAUAUGGCUGCACCUCUGAUCACCUUGCUACUGGAUUAUGUUGGAAAUGUCCAACUGUGUUGUAGAGUCAUUGAACAAUUAAAAAGCAAAAAAGAGUGGGCUGCCAUUAAGGAAAAAGCAACAUCUCCUCGUCCACUGAUGCAUCUGUGUCGGCUGAAGGUUCGUGAGCAAGUUGGUGCCCAGAGACUGACAUCUCUAAAUACUCUUCCACUACCAGGCAGACUGCUGCACUAUCUGUGCUGUUCACAGGACAGCACUACACAAUUUACAAUCCUCAAGCUUGGGUCAACUCUAACAUAAAUUGCAAGUUGCUUGAAAUUUCUAUUCUACCUUUUUUGUAUCGUUUGUAUCAGUCGUGCUUUUUGUGGUUGUGCACACAGUUUUAUCUGUUUAUAAAAAGAGAUGAGAGAUCACAUUUUAGGUACUUCUAAUUUAUGAUGAAUACUUGUAAUAGGUAUACAACUGCAAUUAACCAUUCAACAUAACCAAAGUGAUGAUUAUCUACAAACAAGCAAUUGUAUUUAUUACACUGGGACAGAGACUGAACAAGAUUCAUGUGUGUUGUGAAUGAAAACAGCAUUUAAACAUAACGUGAAGACUCCUCACUGAAAAUGAUGUAAUUUUUAAUCAUGUGGUGUGUGUGUUUCUGAGAUUUGGUAGUCUUCACCUUAUCAUGGACCCUACAUCAAGUCAAAAUGUGCAUUCUUAGUGAAGUGCACCAAUUAUACCGUACAAGUGAAACCUAAAGAAACCUGCUUGCACUGAUAUGUUCAUGUGAAUAUCCUUGUUCAGCCUUUCGCUUGAUGUAUUGUUGAGAUGAGUUUUAGUGUACUGAAGAUGUUUGGAUUUAUGCAUCAUAUAAGAUGUGUGAGAAGGACGUACAUG